Messenger RNA from Protopterus annectens (West African lungfish), 7116 nucleotides. It is a transcript of the gene LRTM2, whose product is annotated as leucine rich repeats and transmembrane domains 2. The transcript is spliced from 4 exons. The record is from RefSeq and is a predicted model, not a curated record. Lineage: Eukaryota; Metazoa; Chordata; Ceratodontiformes; Protopteridae. Gene Ontology annotation, molecular function: protein binding. Bases 629 to 1723 code for a protein of 364 amino acids. Gene Ontology annotation, cellular component: plasma membrane.
AGAGAAAGGAACAACCUUUCAGGAGGAGGGGGUGGGGGUCCUCCUCUGCAAAGGCAAACGAUCCAGACACAUGCAUACACACCCACACACACACACAUACACACACACACACACACUCAGUCAUAAUGUAACAAUGAAGGCCAAGACACCGUGAUAACUGAUGGAGAAAUAAAACGUGAGAGACAACAGAAUCAAUUGAAAUCAUCUCUGCUCACAGCAGAAAAAGAGAGUAAGGAACCAAGCAGAGAGAAAAUGAGCAGACAGACAAACAGACAGAUGGAGACACACAAAAAUAACUAGACGAAUGUACACGCUGUGGAGGCACAACCCUUUUAUUAAUCCUGAUGGGGAAGGUUUCAGGCACAGCACUGAGAGUGAGUUGCUCUGCUUGUGAAGUCAAAAGAAAAAGAAUUUUCGUUUGGGAGGUAAAGUUGAGGAAAAAAAAGACAGGCAAUCGUUAAACCAAAAGUGUUGGCUUAUAGAAAGGGAAAGAUGUCGGCAGCCAAGGCGCAGUGCCUGAUAAGAGUUUAUACACAGUUGAAUACAGCGCUGUUACUCAGUGCAGGGUGCUGAGAACUGGCCCACAUGAGAAGUAAACAGCACGGACUGACUGUGACACUUACAAGCCAUGCAUCAGGGAAAAGGUGCCUGUGGGCAGCUGGCAGCACAAAUUCUAGUUAGAACCGGGACCUCCGUUCUGGUCUGCUGGCUGUGUCUGUCGCUGUGUGCCCUGAGGUCUAUGCACACUUGCCCUGUCACAUGCAGAUGCAACAUUACGAGCUGGGAAGUGGACUGCAGUAAUAAAGACCUCACCAGCAUCCCUGCAUUUAUUCCACCUAAUACUCAAUCUCUUUACCUGACCAACAAUAAACUCAGCUCCCUGCAAAUACAGUCCUUCUCUAAUCUAACAGCACUGAAUGUUUUGGACCUCUCCAACAACUUCUUGGACAACUUCCCUCAGACUGCGUUUUGGAGCCUUACCAAUCUGACGGAGCUUAACCUGAGUAACAACAGUAUCAGAUCUCUGGACAAAGGUCUCUUCCAGAAAACUGUAAGCUUGAAGAAACUGGAUUUAUCAACCAAUGGCCUCUCAGAGGUUCCUCUUGGCCUCUUUGAUGAGCUGGUACUCCUGACCACACUGUCGCUGAGGUCUAAUCGGCUACAAGGGCUGAACAGGGCUGCCUUUGAGUCACUGAUUGGCUUGCAGCAGCUGGACAUGGCGGAUAAUCCUUGGGAAUGUGACUGUAACCUGAGGGACUUUAAACACUGGCUCGAGUGGUUCACAUACAGAGGUGGGAAGAUUGAUGGCAUGGAAUGCACACUUCCAAAGGAUUUAAGAGGACGGGAUAUCCGGAUUGUUCCCAUUGAGAUGUUCAAUUACUGUUUGCAACUGGAGGAUGAGAAUGGGUCAGUAGUAGUACAGAGGCCAGGCCCUCCUUGUGUGAAAGACACAGAGACCCCACCAGAAACUCGUUCAGAGAUGCCAGUGGAAUGUAAUACCAGGCAGAGGUAUCGACCAGUCAGUGUGCGCCGCGCUAUUGGAACUGUCAUCAUCGCUGGGGUGGUCUGCGGUGUUGUGUGCAUUAUGAUGGUAGUUGCUGCAGCAUAUGGCUGCAUUUAUGCAUCCUUGAUGGCCAGAUAUCAUAGAGAACUUAAAAAAAGACAACCGUUGAUGGGUGAUGCAGAGGGGGAGGAGCAAAAACAGAUCUCCUCUGUGGCAUAAUUAAAAAAAAAAGCGCGAAGGACCCAGAGGACAGAGUCUUACAGAGCUCUACAGAAAAAAGUUUGCUUUAUAGUCUUCCCUUCUGCAGUCAUGUGACAGGCUUUCAAAGUACAUAAGGUCAAUGUUAAUAGAAUAUCUGAUGACAUCAUCAUCAUCUUCACAAACACUGCUGACUGCAAGAAAGAACAGUGUCCCACAUUCCCCUCUGAAGUGUGUCUGCAAAAAUAUAACUGUCUUAAAGUUCUAAUUGAAAGGUGUUAUUUUUUCAGAUGGUUCUCACCAGAAAGUUGAUAAUUGGCUUUUAAAUAUAGAACUGGAUGGAAAAAAAGCAGCGAGCUUAGGAAUUAGUACACAGUUUUCUUACUGGCUGCUGCAUUUGUCUGAACUUACUGAUACAGGAGUUAGAGGGGAGGAACAUGCCUUUUCAUGGAGAAAAGAGAGGCGGGGGAAGGGAAACCAUGAAAAGUAUUCUCCAUAUUAUAAAAUAUGGAUUUCUGCCUUUCCAUUGCUCCCUCCCCAGCUCUGUACUUUGAUGCAUGAAUCAUAACCUCUUUUUUUAAGUGACACUGGCAGCACUUUAGGCUUUAAAACCCACAUUUAAGACUUUAGACCUUAAAACCCACAUUUAUGAUUGAAUACUUGCUCUAAAAUCCAUUAGUGAUGCUAUGUGUUUAUCUGCUUUGUUUUUGAUACAGCCGAGAUGCAUUAACUAAUAAUGCUAUCUUAGCCAGCUUUGUUUUCUAGUAAACCAUGAAGAUACAUUGUCUAGUUUAAUCAUAUUCACUUUCUAAGUGUGACCUUUAAUUAUGUAAUAGUCAGCUAGCGUGUGACCUUUGAUUACGUAAUAGUCUGCUGGUAUCCUACAGCAUUAUAAGUGAUUAACUCAUAUUAGGAUUGUUUCCAGAUGCGGGAAAGUCAAAGUAAGUAAUUAUUAAGGGUAACAAGCACUAUGGUUUUGAGUAUCUUUGGUUCAGCAGACUGCACUUUUCUUCAGAGUUUGACAAUCAGAAGGUUUUGACCACUGCUGGAUUUUUUAGGUACAUUACAGUGCUGUCACAGUAGUACAGCUUAGAAGAAUGCUGUACAUCAGACGAGAUGUUAAAAGUAAGGCUUAAGGUCAGAUGGAUGUUACCUUCUGAAGAGGUGUAAGUUUGCUGACACCGUAGCUGAUUCUCUCACAGUAAUAUUCCAGAACACUCCAAAAAAGGGACCUUACCUGCCAACAAAGGUCAAAGUUCGAGAUCUAUCGGUAGUGUUAACAGAACAUGAGCAAUCAAAAAUGCACUUUUUAAAUGUGACACACAUCCUUGUCUGUGAGGGUUCACAGUCUCACCCAACCCUGGCCCAUUGCACACCUUUUAUUGGUGAUAAGGCACUCCUCAUUUCUUGGGGUCUCCAUGUACACCCUCUCCCCAUUUUACUAAUCUUCGCAGUUUACUUUUCCAAUAAUAGAAAGAAGUUUAAUCAUUUGUUUCUAUCGAAAAAUAUCGUAAUUUAUGCAUGUAGGAUACUCUGCUUUUAAUCAGUACAAAUUAAUGUGAUUCUUUUUAUUAGUUCUCGCCACUCAUUCUUUGAUCAUUACCAGGCGGCCAUUGCAUACUGCCAUUGGAUACUUUUCUUUCACUGGUGCAAGAAACUUAACUUGGUAUUCUGGAGUUAAAGCACCACUAUGCACUGGUGUCAGGUGCUUCUUUACUCUUCUGGAACCUGUUCUGUUCAUGCGUAUCCAGCCUAUCCCAGGGCUUGCUGAUCAUAGUAUAAAAAGUGGUUUGGAAUCAUGUACGUUUUCCCCCUGUGCGACCAUACCAAGUCACAUACAUAAUGUAGCUGUUGGCAGCUUGAUAGGGUGAUAUGCUUGUCUGCAUGGCUGCUCUACUAAGACUAAAUGUUUCUCCUUAGUGAUGUGCUCCUCCCCCUGCUCCUCCCCAGCUCCUCCUCCACUGCCGCCCAAUCAAGCUUAGUGAUGUGCUCCUCCCCUGUCCCCUCCUCCACUGUCGCCCCAUUGAGGAAAGGCCUGAAGUCACUGCAGAGCCCUCUCUCUUGUGUAUGCAAUUUAUUUUUGUUUGCAGUGUUCACAUCUUUCCUUUCUUUGGGAACUUAAGUGCCCAGACUGUGCAAAUAUUUUUUAAGAUAGUUCUUUCAAUUCAUAAAUGCUAUGGAAAGUGAAAAGGCAUCAAUAUUUUAUUUUGUGUUGUGUGUUGUACAGUAUUUAAUUUGUAGGAAUCAGAAGCAAAUUGUCAUUUUCUUGACAGAUUUUAGAACUGCAAUGGCCUGUUUCAGCUCCUGUCCUGCUACAGUACUUCUAAACCUGCACAGUUUGUCAUGUACCUAGAGCUAAUACUGACUACUAAAUAACUGGACACAAGCCUCCACAAAUGGAUACAGUUUUUAACAUACUUUCCCUUGGUGUUUCAUGCAACAUUGUUAAGAUAUGAAUUCUGACUGACUAAGGGGGAUUUUUGCAUAUUUCAAGACCAUAUUUCUACAGAAGUAAUAUUAAAACAUCUAAACAGACCGCUAACCCGCAUAAAGCUGAGCUUCUAUUUUCACAUGUAAGCCUAGAUAACUUCCCAAUCACAUUCUCCAUGGUGCUACAUUAUUGGAAGUUAUACUCUGUAAACCACUUUUACCAGUACUACUGAAAGAAACAAGAGCUUUCUUUGAUUCUACUUACGGCAGCCCUCAGCCCUAGCAAUAUAAGUUUGAUGUCACAGUCCUGCAGACGUCUUAGGGCUAAAACGUCAAGGUGUCCUAGAGACUGAAUAGUUUGAUAGAGGUGUUGAAUGAUGCUGAAACAAGGGAAGACUGUAAUAAUACUCCUGAUGGUGAGACGGUCAUCAUGGGAUGAGGAAGCAGGUUAUAAGUGUGGGUUUAUAGUCUUUGCCUUAGUGAGGGCAACAAGAUUUGAGAGAUCUACUAAAGGUCUUACUAAACUGUGGUACAAAAAAUGUGCUGUAGAUGCUUUUCUGUCAGUCAGGAUAAAGGAGGGCUAACCCAUAUUCUAACACAAAAUACAAGAAGAUAAAAAAAGAUGAACUUGUCUGCCUCUGUUCACAAGUGGUACUAAGGUGAUGUAGCAGUUACUUUUUCUGUCUCUCAAGGCAAUGGCCCAGGCUUCAUUCUUGGCCUUCAGGUGCUGUCUGGUAGGAAUUUGAAUGUUUUCCAUGCGAGUUUCCUGGUGGUAACCUGGUUUCCUCACAAAGCCAUACUGCGUAUGUUUGGCUUGGCUACUUUAAAACUGCACACCUAUAUUUAUAUCAUCAUAUAGACACCUCUGUACGAAGCCUUGGCUCAGUGAGAUUUUCCAGGUUAACAAAAUUAAAUAAAUAUUAUUUUACAUUUUUUUUUGCUUGCAUCCAGUUCUCAUCUGCUUGCUUCCUUCUCUCUGUCUUGUCUAUCCAUCCAUUUUCCAACAAUUCCAUGUUAUCCUUUAUAAGGUCACAUGGAUGUCAGGGCCUAAUCUGACAGGAAGUGGAUGUAAGGCUCCUGGGCAGGACACCAGUCUGUUGGAAAAGGCACACACAGACGCACAUCAUGCAUUUAAUGCCAGUUCACCUACUGCAUGUCUUUGAGAGGAAAACAGAGGACCCAGAGGCAACACACAUGAAAGAAGCAAACAGGUACAGAUUCUACCUACAUAAAGUAUCCCUGGUCAGACUCAAUCCAGAGAAUGUCUUCCUGUAAGAUCACAAUGUUACUCAUUGUCCCACUGCAUGUAGUCAAAUUAAUAUCCAUUUUUAACACAGCAAAAUGUUUCUUCCAAUUGCUCAUCUCUAUGUAUCUCUAUCUCUCUCUACCUCAAAGAAGUUUUGUGCUAGUAUUUCUUCAGUCUUGUCUGUUAUCAUUUCAUAACAUGACCAUUCAGUCUGGAGUUUUCUGUGGUGGUGCAUAAAACGGUCAUUCGCUAUGUUGUUAAUACAUUUAAGUAUGUUGAAGUCUGUAAAAUUCCUUACCUCUUUUUUGCAAUCAUUUAGAGUAUCCUUAUACAGUUAGCAUUAGUAGCUUUUUUCAACCUGUCAUAUUAUAAUUAUAUGUUUUGUGAGGUGUGCACAGUACUUCAGAUAUGGGACACUCUCUUUCCAUAUAGGAGAAAAUACCCUUCACUACUCACCCCAACAGAAUGUCCCUAGUUCUGUUGCAGUCUUUUGAUGACACUUUUACAUACUGACUCUCCACCUUUAGGUCAUCCAUUGAACCACAUCCAAGACCUGCUUUCAUGUACAAACUGUGGGUGCAGGCCCUGUCCCAGCGUGUAGUUAGAUCCCAUUGCUUUAAAUCGCAGCUGCAAAGUGCUGCAUUUCCUUGUGUCGAUUCUAAGAUGGUAGACAGUGUACUGUUUUUUACAACCUUUUAUCUUCUCAGAGAAUAUAUACUGUCUCUCUCUUACCACCCCAUUUCAUAGAUUAUCAGAGCUGCCAUUACACAGGCAGACGUUCCUCUUCUUAUAAUAUUAAUGACAAAGUUAAAAAAAUAAAUUGUGCCCAAAAAUCUGCUCUUAAGGCAAUACAUUUGCCAUGAACGUGUCCUCUUUCCUUUUAACAACUUAUUCACAAGAGCUUGUUUUCUUUCUGAUUUUAUUGUGUCUUUCUGUGAAACACUCUUUCAAACACUUAGCUGAAAUCCAUCUAUGCCGCAUUGAUUGCUUGUUACUAAAUCACUACUUGAUGUUUUAUCCUGUUGAAAAGCACUUUUUCCAAUCUCCUCAGUUUAAGUACUCUCCCAUGUAACACUCUUGUUAAAAACCUAGCUGGAAUCCAUGUAUGCUACACUGAAUGCUUAUCAAUAAAUCAGUACUUAAUAAUUUAUCUUGGUUGAAACUCGGCCUACAUGUGAGAAGUGUUCUCUUGCAGCCAAGUUAUGCAGUCUGUGGUCCAGCAAAUCAUUUAAUUUUUGAUACAUCCUUGCCAUUUCUACCACUGACUUAAUGGUGGGUAAUUAUAAAUAUUUUCUUUUGCUACCCUGUCAAAGUCUGGGCAGCUCAAGAAAGUAACUGUGAUCAUAUCAACUAUUAUCUAUCACACUUUCCUGAAAUUUCAAAAUGAUUAGCCACUUUCAUCUACAGUCUACAAUGCAAGCUGUCUUACUGAAGCCUAUGGAAAACAGCCUUUUCCAGAAAAAUGUUGUUUUGCUGAACAUGUAGAAAACACCUGUUUCAAUCUGAAAUUGCUAUAUGAACAGAAUAAUUUAUUCUUCAGUUUACAAUGAUGUCAGACAUUGGUAUUUAAGUAGCAGGCAUGUGCAGAGGCACUUGGAUACAAAACCCUAGACUUGUUUGCUGUAGAGGCAAAAACCCUGAAACUCUUAUGUGGGUGACUGCACAAUCUCCUAUUCUUUUAAACUGCUUAUUCUAAAAUGACUGCACACCAGAAGAAAGAAAAAAAGAAAGAAAGAAA